Coturnix japonica (Japanese quail) is the source of this 18105-nucleotide messenger RNA. It is a transcript of the gene PCLO, whose product is annotated as piccolo presynaptic cytomatrix protein. Gene Ontology annotation, molecular function: structural constituent of presynaptic active zone; protein binding; metal ion binding. Gene Ontology annotation, cellular component: GABA-ergic synapse; cytoskeleton of presynaptic active zone; glutamatergic synapse. The record is from RefSeq and is a predicted model, not a curated record. Gene Ontology annotation, biological process: protein localization to synapse; presynaptic active zone assembly. NCBI's taxonomy places the organism in Eukaryota, Metazoa, Chordata, Aves, Galliformes, Phasianidae.
UGGGGCGGUGGAGUGCGGCGCGGUGCGCGGGUGGUGGCGCCGCUCCUCCCUGGCAGUAGGCAGCGAGCCCGGCCCCGCCGCGCCUCUUCCUCCUUCUCCUCCUUCUUGCUGGUGCUUCUGCUCCUACCGCUGCUGCUGCUGCUGGUACCGCUGUCGCCGCGCGGGGCCGUGGUGGCGGCCGCGGAGCUUUGAGCACCAGCUGAAGAGCGUGGCCCUCCGCUCGCUUUGCUCCAGAGGGGAGAGCGGGGAGUCGCGGCGGCCAUGGGCAACGAGGCGAGCUUGGAAGGAGGCGAAGGGCUCGAAGGGGCGGCGGCGGCCGGGGAUGGCGGCGGCCCCGCGGCUCCUUCGCAGAGCCUGGUCCCGGCCGGCGUGGAGGCGGACCUGAGCCAGCUGAGCGAGGAAGAGAGGAGACAGAUCGCCGCUGUCAUGUCAAGGGCGCAGGAGCUGCCCAGAGGGAACCUCGCCGGCGCGGAGCCGCCUCCCAUGCAAAGACAUUCUGAUCUUGAUACAACCCAGCGUCCAAGACAACCAGGUAAGCCUCCAGAUCCAGGACCAGGUUUAAGUAAAAGCAGAACAGUAGAUGCAUUGAAGACAGAACAACGGGCACCUGGACGGAGUCCCUCUUCAAUAAGUCUAAGGGAAUCAAAGUCCAGGACUGAUUUUAAAGAAGAUCAGAAGCCAAGUAUGAUGCCCAGUUUUCUCUCAGAAGCCAAUCCAUUGAGUGCAGUCACUUCAGUUGUGAAUAAAUUCAAUCCUUUUGAUUUGAUAUCAGAUUCAGAUGCAGCCCAUGAAGAAGCUGGUAGGAAACAAAAGGUUACCCAGAAAGAGCAGGGGAAACCUGAGGAGCAGAAGGGUCUUGCGAAACAUCCAUCUCAACAACAGUCUCCAAAGCUAGUUCAACAACAAGGACCUGCCAAACCUACCCCUCAGCAAAUUGAGUCUUCCAAACCAGUGCCUCAGCAGCAGCAACCUGGGGAACCAAAGCAAGUUCAGAAGCCAGGCCCUAGUCACCUAGGAGACUCUAAGGUUGAACAAGCAAAACAAGCACCCCAGCCACGAGGACCACAAAAAUCUCAGCUCCAGCAGCCAGAGCCAACAAAGCCUGGUCAGCAACAAACUUCUGCAAAAGCUUCAGCGGGCCCAGUAAAGCCAUUGCCACAUCAACCAGAUAGUGCUAAAACAUCAUCCCAGGCACCACCUCCCACAAAACCAUCAUCACAACAGUCAGGACCUGUAAAACAACCAUCUCAACAGCUGGCAAAGCAAGGAGGUCCUGUAAAGCCAUCUGCUCAGCAAGCAGGGCCUCCUAAACAGCAACCUGGAUCUGAAAAGCCAACUGCACAGCAGACAGGACCUGCAAAACAACCACCACAACCUGGAGCAGGAAAACCACCACUGCAGCAACAAGGGCCUGUAAAACAAGGACCACCACAGGCAGGGCCUACAAAACCAUCUUCUCAGACUUCAGGUGCCACAAAGUCCUUAGCAGAAAAACCGGGACUUACAAAGCCACCAGGCCAGCAACAAGGACCUGAAAAGCCUUUGCAGCAAAAGCAAGCCAGCACAGCCCAACCUGUGGAAUCCACCCCAAAGAAAACCUUUUGUCCUCUUUGCACUACCACUGAGCUGCUGCUGCACACACCAGAAAAGGCCAAUUACAAUACAUGCACACAGUGUCAUACUGUAGUCUGCAGUCUGUGUGGGUUUAAUCCUAACCCACAUAUAACAGAGAUUAAAGAAUGGCUCUGUUUAAACUGCCAGAUGCAAAGAGCAUUAGGUGGGGACCUAGCAUCAGGUCACGGUCCUGGGCCACAGCUGCCUCCACCCAAACAGAAGACACCAACUCCAUCUUCAACAGCUAAGCCUUCUCCUCAGUCACAGCCGGGCCAAAAGAAGGAUGCUUCCCCAAAACCUGAUCCUUUGCAGCAAGCAGACUCUAAAAAGCCUGUACCACAGAAAAAGCAACCAUCCAUGCCUGAGUCUCCCCCUGUAAAAUCAAAGCAAACACAUACUGAGCCCUCUGGUAAUGGCCAGCAAAUAGACUCUACUUCAAAGUCUGAUCAGGCCAAACCAAUGCAGGCUGAAGAGAAGCAAAAACAACCCAGUAUACAGAAGCCUACAACGGACACUGUGCCUACCUCUGCAGCUCCAGGGGUGAAACAGGAUUUGGCAGAUCCCUGGCCUCCAUCAGCUCAACAGAAAGUGACAGAUUCCCCAAAGCCAGAGACUACCAAGCCACCAGCAGACAUGCAUCCAGCUGGAGACAAACCAGAUUCCAAACCGCUUCCACAAGUGUCUCGGCAAAAAUCAGAUCCCAAGCUUGCAUCUCAGUCUGGGGCUAAAUCAGAUGCUAAAACUCAGAAGCCCGUUGAGACGGCACAAGUGAAAGAUGAUCCUAAGAAGUUACAAACAAAACCAGCCCCAAAACCUGAUACCAAACCUGCUCCCAAAGGCCCUCAGACAGGGACAGGUCCCAGGCCUAUGUCAACACAGCCAGCACCCCAACCCCAGCAGCCUCAAAAAACUCCCGAGCAAUCCAGGCGUUUCAGCCUUAAUCUUGGAGGCAUCACUGAUGCUCCUAAGCAUCAGCCUACAACACCGCAGGAAACAGUUACUGGGAAACUUUUUGGAUUUGGAGCUUCAAUCUUCAGCCAGGCCUCAAGUUUAAUUUCCACAGCUGGUCAGCCAGGCUCACAGACAUCAGGUCCUGCUCCACCUGCUGCAAAGCAGCCCCAACCUCCUUCACAUCCUCCAGCCUCUCAGGCACCCCCCAAAGAGGCCCCUCAAGCUCAGCCUCUUCCAAAAGCUGCUCCCACAAAGAAAGAAACCAAGCCUCUUGCAAGUGAAAAAUUGGAACCGAUGGCUGCAGAUAGUUCUUUAACAACUAAGGGAUCUGAUUUAGAAAAGAAACCUAGUUUGGCUAAAGAUAGCAAGCCUCAGGCUGCUGAAGCUAAGAAACCUGCUGAGCUGUCAGCAGAGGAAAAAGACAGCCAGCCCAAGGUGUCUUGUCCCCUUUGUAAAACUGGACUAAAUAUUGGUUCUAAGGAUCCUCCCAACUUUAAUACAUGUACAGAGUGCAAGAAAGUUGUAUGCAACCUCUGUGGAUUUAACCCAAUGCCACACAUAGCUGAGGUACAGGAAUGGCUGUGCUUAAACUGUCAGACCCAAAGGGCAAUGUCAGGACAACUUGGGGAUAUGGGCAAGGUGCCACUUCCAAAACUAGGCCCUUCACAACCAGUAUCCAAACCACCUGCAACUCCUCAAAAACAGCCUGUGCCUGCUGUCUCACAUUCCCCACAGAAGACUUCCACACCGCCUACUCCAGCAGCUACAAAAUCUAAAGAAGAACCAAGUGUUCCAAAGGAAGUUCCAAAAUUUCAGCAAGGGAAACUGGAAAAAACAUUGUCAGCUGAUAAAAUCCAGCAAGGAAUUCAGAAAGAAGAUGCAAAAUCUAAGCAGGGCAAACUUUUCAAGACACCUUCAGCUGAUAAAAUACGUGUCUCCCAGAAGGAAGACUCAAGACUCCAGCAAACAAAACUGACAAAGACACCAUCAUCUGAUAAAAUUUUGCAUGGAGUUCAGAAGGAAGACAUAAAACUUCAAGAGGCAAAAUUGGCGAAGAUACCUUCAGCUGAUAAAAUUUUACAUGGAGUUCAGAAAGAAGAUCCAAAACUACAACAGAUGAAAAUGGCAAAGGCACUAUCAGCUGACAAAAUACAACCUGCAGCUCAGAAAGAGGAUGUACAACUUCAGGGAGUUAGAUUGUCCAAGACAGUCUCAGCUGAUAAAAUUCAACAUGGAAUUCAGAAAGAUCUAAAUCUUCAAGAUGUGAAAAUUGAAAAAACUUCUGCAGUGGAGACAAUCCAACAAGAAGCUCAAAAAGAAUCAAAACUUCAGCAAGAAAAGCUUCCAAAGACACUUUCAGAAGAUAAAAUUCCCGCAACAGUAAGUUCAGAUCAAAAGAAACAUUUAAGCAAAUCUGAGGAAGAUAAAAAACCUGAGCUCCUGGAAAAAAGUACUCCACACCCAAAGGACAAAAAAGAGCAAAUUACAGCUGAGACAACAGAACGUGUUACUGAGCAGAAAAUGGAAGUUGAAGCACCUUGUGACAAACUGCAUGAAAAGAAACAAGAGGAUGUUAAGAAAGAGGAUUUGACAACUGGAAUUCCACAGAUGGUUUCAAAAACUGAAAAAGUGGAGGAAGAAAAAACUCCUGUUCCAGUGUCACGACUGCCAAGAUCUGAUCAUGUGGAAGCAGUGAGAGAAAAAAUAGAAAAGGAGGAUGACAAAACAGACACAUCAAGCUCUCAGCAACAGAAAAGUCCACAAGGUCUGAGUGACACCGGGUAUUCUUCUGAUGGGAUAUCAAGUUCACUUGGUGAAAUUCCAAGUCAUAUCCCCAGUGAUGAAAAGGACUUACCCGGAGAACCUAGUCAGAAAGACACCAUUUCACAAGAAAGUCCUCCAAGCCCCUCAGAUCUAGCUAAACUAGAAAGUACUGUUCUUUCUAUUUUGGAAGCUCAGGCAAGUACACUUGCUGAUGAAAAAUCUGUGAAAAGGAAAGAACUUCAUGAAACAUACAGUGAACAGACAAAGGAUCAGCACAAAACAAAGCCUUUGCCAGUCACUCCAGAGUCUUACAGUUCAGAUGAGGAAGACUUAGUAGCUAUUCAAGAAGGUGAAAGAACCAUUGCAGCUGAUAGCAAAGGAGGUGCUUCAUCCCUAACUGACUACAAGGAAGAAGAUGGAGGAGAUGACAUACUGGCAAGAAGACAACGCUAUGAUUCUGUGGAAGACAGCAGUGAGAGUGAAAACUCACCUGUACCAAGGAGAAAGAGAAGAGCUAGUGUUGGUUCUUCCAGUAGUGAUGAGUACAAACGAGAUGACAGUCAGGGAUCUGGUGAUGAGGAAGACUUCAUUAGGAAACAAAUUAUAGAGAUGAGUGCUGAUGAAGAUGCCUCAGGUUCUGAAGAUGAUGAAUUCAUUAGAAAUCAACUCAAAGAGAUCAGUGUAACUGAAAGCCAAAAGAAAGAAGAAGUGAAAAGCAAAGCCAAAGGAGCAGCAGGAAAACACAGGAGAAUGGCACGGAAAAGUACUGCAGGCUACGAUGAGGACACAGGCAGACGGCAUUCAUGGCAUGAUGAUGAUGAUGAGACUUUUGAUGAAAGCCCAGAGCCAAAAUACAGGGAAACUAAAAGUCAGGAUGGUGAAGAACUCACUAUAAGUGGAGGAGGAGGCCUUCGGCGUUUCAAAACAAUAGAAUUAAAUAGUACAAUAACAAGCAAAUAUUCUGAGACACCUGAACAACAGAAGGGUAUUUUGUAUUUUGAUGAAGAGCCUGAGCUAGAGAUGGAGAGUCUUACAGAUUCACCUGAAGAUAGAUCUAGAGGAGAAGGAUCUUCUAGUUUACAUGCUUCAAGUUUCACACCAGGUACAUCACCUACUUCAGUGUCAUCACUCGAUGAAGACAGUGACAGCAGUCCAAGUCACAAAAAACUAGGAGGGGAGAGCAAACAGCAGCGCAAAGCUAGGCAUCGGUCUCAUGGUCCUCUUCUUCCAACUAUUGAAGAUUCUUCAGAAGAAGAAGAACUACGGGAAGAGGAAGAACUGCUAAAGGAACAAGAGAAACAGCGUGAGUUAGAACAGCAACAAAGAAAAAGUUCUAGCAAAAAAUCUAAAAAGGACAAGGAUGAACUGAGAGCUCAGAGAAGAAGAGAACGUCCAAAGACUCCUCCAAGUAAUCUUUCCCCCAUUGAAGAUGCUUCUCCAACAGAAGAGUUACGACAGGCAGCAGAAAUGGAAGAGCUGCACAGAUCUUCCUGUUCGGAGUACUCACCUAGUAUUGAAUCAGAUCCUGAAGGAUUUGAAAUCAGCCCAGAAAAAAUAAUAGAAGUACAAAAAGUUUACAAAUUGCCUACUACUGUCUCUCUAUACUCACCAACAGAUGAAAAACUAAUUGGAGUCUUAAAAGAGGAAAGUGGUCAAAAGACACUGAAAAGCGCUGAAGAGGUGUAUGAGGAAAUGAUUCACAAGACCCACAAGUCCAAGUCUUUUCAAAUUGCAAGUGAAAAAGAUGAAGUGUUUGAAAAAGAGUCUUUGUAUGGUGGAAUGCUAAUAGAGGAUUACAUUUAUGAGUCUUUAAUAGAGGAUACUUACAAUGGAACUGUUGAUACUAACCUUGCAAUGAAACAAGAUGAGAGUAAUGAAUAUAUACAGCAGAGAGGAAAAGAGAAAAAAAUCAGAGCUUCAGAACAGAUCUAUGAUGAACAACAGAAAAUUACUGAUCUACAGGAAGACUAUUACAGUGUAGAGCCUUUAUGUUCAAUUGUGCCUCAAGAAGAUAUUGUUUCUAGCUCUUAUAUUAUUCCAGAAAGUCAUGAAAUAGUUGUAUUAGACAGCACAGUAACUUCCACCACUGAAGAAAAGCAGUUGUUAGAUGCUGAAGCUGCUUAUGAAGAGCUUAUGAAAAAACAAAAAAUGCAGCUAACUCCUGGGUCCAGUCCAACACAGCCAACUUCAGAUUUUGCUCCUGCACCUGAUAUGAAAGUGUCUAGUACUGGAGAAAUAGCGGAUAGCAUAUCUUUAACAUCAAGCACCACUUCAGCAAUCUCAGAUGUAUCAUCUCUCAGUAGCAUAGCACUUUCUAUUCCAGAUGUUAAAAUAACACAGCAUUUUACAGCAGAGGAAAUCGAAGAUGAAUACUUAACAGAUUAUGCUAGAGAAAUUCAAGAAAUAAUUUCUCAUGAAACAUCGAUGUUGACAUACUCUGAGAUAUCAGAAGGUGCUGUAUCAAUUUUACCUUCUGAUACAGCUUCCUUAACAUCAUCUACAUCUUCUGUUUGUACCACAGACAGUUCAUCACCUAUAGAUAGUGCAACCACAGGUUAUGUAGAUACAGCAGAUGCUGUAAGUAAACUAGCAGAUUCUGAAGACAUGAUAGCCCAAGUUCCCUUUACUUCUACAGAAGAGUACUCUGAAGUGUGCAUGCCUUAUGAAUCUCUUGCUGGAGCCACUACAAAGCCAUCGAUGGUCUCAGAUAUGGAUACUGUGCAUCAAGCUGCAGUUUGUUUACCUGAAACUGCACCCUCAGUAUUCACCACUACAGUUAUAAAACCCAAGCAAUAUGCAGCUGAUACCAUUACUUAUGAUGUCUCCACAGCAGAAAAGGAUGGAGCUAGAAAAAUGAAAAGUACAGUAGAGGCUGGCAUUAUCAAAAUUCAUCGUGAAGAUUCACACAAAGAAUUGAGUCUUGAUAUGACAAAGAUUAACUUGACUGGUGCUACAUCUGAGCAACCACCCCUAUGUGUAGCAUCAGUUUCAGUUAAAGAGCCUGCAUCAGAAACACCUUCUGUACCUACACCCAGAGUUGUAAGUAAGACCAGCAUGGUCUCCAUGCCUUCCUCAGCUCCUGCUCUAACAUCCAAAGUGUUUUCACUUAUUAGAAGCUCUUCUUUGGAUUCUCCUGCACAACCUUCUCCACCCCCACCUCCUCCACCACCACCUCCUCCUCCACCGCCAUUACCUCCACCUAUUUUACCCAAACCAGCCAUUUAUCCCAAAAAGAAGUCACAGGUUCAGGCUCCCAUGGCAAUAGCUCCCACAGCGGUACCUUUAGUCACAAGUGUUGCUACACUGGAAUCUACAGCUGUAGUAAAAAAUCAUGUGGUACCUAUCACAAAAACUUGCACCCCAACACCACCUCCUGUACCACCCAAGCCGUCCUCCAUUCCAGCAGGGCUUGUUUUCAGUCACAGACCCACUGAAGUAACUAAACCUCCAAUUGCUCCUAAGCCAGCAGUUCCUCCACUCCCUAUAGCUGUUCAUAAGCCAGCGGAAAUACAGCCCAAACCAAUAGGUCUGUCACUGACGUCCAGUAUGACUCUGAAUUUGGUCUCUUCAGCUGAAUACAAAAUAGCAUCUCCCACAUCCCCUUUGUCUCCACACUCUAACAAAUCUUCACCAAGGUUGACAAAACCCUCACAGGAAACCUAUGUUGUCAUCACAUUGCCAUCUGAGCCUGGAACUCCCACAGAAGCUAUCACUAGUCAGGCUGUUACCAGCUGGCCUUCAGAAGAAGCUUCUAAAGAACAGAUUCCCCAGCCUAUGCAACCAAUUUUUACUUCAUCCAUGAAAGCUGUGGAAAUCCAAGGUAUGGCAGAUCAGAGUAUGUAUGUUGCAGGUGCUUUGCAAACUAUUCCUAUCACUACACAAUCAACUUUUGAAAAAGUACCUAGUUCAAUAUCAGAAGCAGUAACAACAGAGGUAGCCAAGACCACAGCAUCUGUAGUGAAGCGCCCAGUGCCCAGUGUUGGUUUAGGCAGUGUCGCUAUAACUAUACCUCCCGAGCCAAUAUAUAUAUCAGACCAACCCAGGUAUAGAGAGAAUGGAAGAUUCCAUCCUUUGGGUGAUGUCAUUGAUCUUCGCACUUUAACUAAGAUGGAUGUUGAAAUGAGAGACAGCUGUAUGGAUCUCUCUGCUGUUUCCAUGGAUGUUAGAAGGCAAAUGCCAGCAAGUGAUACAUCUGGGAGGCCAGUAAGUACUGUUCAGCCAGCUAUAAUAAAUCUUAGUACUGCAUGUAUUGCAGAUCCUUCUCUGUCUAUAGUCACUGAGACAGUUGCUGUCAUGACCUGUACUGCCACUGUAAGCUACUCUCCCAGCACAGACAGCCUUGUGGAUCUGGGACAUGCAAUGACAACUCCACUGCAGCUAACAACAUCAAAACAUUUUGAGCCUGCCUACAAAGUAACAAGCAGCCAGCCCUUCCCUGUAAGUAGAGAUGAAGUGCCAAUAAAUUUAUCCCUAGGUACUUCAGCACAUGCAGUGACAUGGGCUGCUACAAAGCCUGUUACUGUACCACCUGUUAGUGUCACAAAUGGUUGGACUGAUCUCUCCACUUCUCAGGAGCCAAUGGAGAUUGGAGCAGUUGACCUCAGCACUACAAAAUCUCACAGAACAGUUGUAACAAUGGAUGAAACUACUUCAGGUAUCAUAACUACAGUAAUAGAAGAUGAUGAAAAGCCUGUGGACCUGACUGCAGGGAGAAGAGCUGUCUGCUGUGAUAUGGUUUAUAAACUGCCAUUUGGUAGAAGCUGUACUGCACAGCAACCUCCAACUACACUUCCUGAGGAUCGCUUUGGUUACAGGGAUGACCACUAUCAAUAUGAUCGUUCAGGGUCAUAUGGCUACCGAGGAAUGGGAGGUAUGAAACCAUCUAUGUCUGACACAAAUUUAUCAGAAGCUGGACUGUUUGCAUAUAAAAGCAAGAAUAGCUUUGAUUAUCGAGUUGGGGCAACUGAUGCAGCAGUAGAUCUUACUUCUGGAAGAGUUACUUCAGGUGAGGUUAUGGAUUACUCAAGCAAGACCACUGGUUCUUACCCAGAGACUCGACAGGUAAUUUCUGGCAUCGGGAUCAGUACGCCACAAUAUUCCCAAGCAAGAAUGGUAUCAUCCCUCAGUUCCCCAUUUGGCACUGGAAGUGUUUUAAGAUCAUCCAAUGGUGUUGUUUAUUCUUCAGUAGCAACUCCAAUCCCAUCUACAUUUGCCAUCACUACACAACCUGGUUCUAUUUUCAGUACAACAGUCAGAGAUUUGCCUACUCUUCAAACAAUUGACUCAGUGCCCUCAUUAUCAACUUUGCAACAAAAUCAACCACUUCCAAGAUCGUACAGCUUCUUGACAACAAUGGCAGCUGAAAAAGAUGCAAGUACUACCCUUGAUAUUGAGACAGGCUUACAACCUCUUACUCUAGAAGCUAUUGCCACUGAGCCAACCAACUUAAUACCUGCUACUGCAUCUGAAGUUUAUACAGAUGUAAUUGAAGAUGAGGUUGCUCUUAUCAUUGCCCCUGAAGAAGGCAAACAGCAACAGCUUGAUUUGGAGCGUGAACUUCUUGAACUUGAGAAAAUUAAGCAACAACGCUUUGCUGAAGAGCUGGAAUGGGAACGUCAGGAAAUUCAAAGAUUUAGGGAACAAGAGAAGUUUAUGGUGCAAAAAAAGCUUGAGGAGCUGCAAUCCAUGAAACAUCAUCUCUUAUUUCAGCAAGAGGAAGAACGGCAAGCUCAGUAUAUUAUGAGACAAGAGACAUUAGCCCAGCAGCAGCUGCAACUUGAACAGUUCCAACAACUUCAACAACAGCUCCACCAACAGUUAGAAGAACAAAAAAUUCGACAAAUAUAUCAGUAUGGUUAUGACCCUUCAGGAACUGGCUCUCCACAAACAACCACAGAUCAAGCCCUUUUGGAAGGACAAUAUGCAACCACAGAAAACGGCCAGUUUUGGCCUACUGAUGAUGCAACCACUACAGCUUCAGGAGUGCUGGGUAUUGAAAUUCCACCAAGCCAAACAUGGUAUACAGUUCAGUCAGAUGGCAUUACCCAGUACAUACCUAGGUCUGGUAUCCUAAGCUCUGUUUCAGAAAUGUCUCUGAAGGAUAUUGAUGUUAGAGAAGAGAAGCAAUUGAAAAAGAGAAGUUCUAUGCCAAAAUUACGUGGUCCCUAUGAAGAGCUGGAGGAAUCUCUGGAAGAAGAGCCCCGGUGCUACAAAAAGAUAGUGGACAGUGGAGUGCAAACUGAUGAUGAAGACGGAGCAGAGAGAGGUUACACAAACAGGAGACGGAAAACUAAGAAGAGCGUUGAUACAAGUGUCCAGACGGAUGAUGAAGAUCAAGAUGAAUGGGAUCUUUCUAGCAGGUCUAGAAGAAAGCCUCGUGUAGGGAAAUACAGUGAGAGUACCACAGAGGCAGACAAAGCUAAACAGUUCUCCAAAGUGUCUAGUAUUGCAGUUCAGACAGUAGCAGAGAUUUCAGUACAAACAGAACCUGUAGGAACAAUAAGGACACCUUCAAUCAGGGCUCGAUUGGAUGCUAAGGUUGAAAUCAUAAAACACAUUUCAGCUCCAGAAAAGACGUAUAAAGGAGAAAGUUUGGGAUGUCAAACAGAGACAGAGUCAGACACUCAGAGUCCCCAGUAUUUGUCAGCUUCAUCCCCUCAGAAAGAUAAAAAACGCCCGACACCAUUAGAAAUAGGCUACUCAUCUCACCUUCGUCCGGACUCCACUCUGCAGGUAGUCCCUUCCCCUCCCAAAUCUCCCAAAGUUCUCUAUUCACCCAUUUCACCUGUUUCACCAAGUAAAGUUAUAGAGUCAGCAUUUGUACCCUAUGAAAAAUCCAUCACUGAUGACAUCAGCCCUCAGAAGAUGCUCCAUGCUGACAUUGCCAAGGUUCCUCCAUCAAGCCCAAAGGCAGCAAAGAUGAUGCAGCGCUCUAUGUCUGAUCCUAAGCCCCUGAGUCCCACAGCAGAAGACAGUUCCAGAGCUCAGUUUCAGUACACUGAGGGUUUCCUGACCAAAGGUUCUUCAAGUAUCACUCCAUCCGGCACUCAGAAGAAGGUGAAGAGGACUCUGCCCAACCCACCUCCAGAGGAAGCAACUGCAGGAACUCAGUCACCAUAUACUUCUGUGGGAUCAGUUUCACGCAGAAGGAUUUGUAGGACCACCACUAUGGCCAGAGCCAAAAUCCUUCAGGAUAUAGACAGAGAAUUGGAUCUGGUUGAACGGGAAUCAGCCAAGCUUAGAAAGAAGCAAGCAGAGCUAGAUGAGGAGGAAAAAGAAAUAGAUGCAAAAUUGAGGUACUUGGAAAUGGGCAUUAAUAGAAGGAAAGAAGCCUUAUUAAAAGAAAGAGAAAAGAGAGAGCGUGCCUAUCUCCAAGGAGUAGCAGAAGAACGUGACUAUAUGUCAGACAGUGAAGUUAAUAAUACCAGGUCAACCAGAAUAGAAACUCAGCAUGGCUUGGAAAGACCACGUACUGCACCCCAAACAGAAUUCAAUCAGUUUAUGCCACCACAAACCCAACCCGAGACACAGUUUGCCCCUGCUACAAGCCCAUAUGGUCAGUAUCAAUAUUCAUCUCCUGCUCUGCCUACUCAAGCACCAACUCAGUUCACACAGCAGUCACAUUACCAACAGCAGCAGCCUUUGUAUCACCAGCAGGUUUCCCCCUAUCAGACCCAAACAGCUUUCCAAACAGGAGCUACUAUGUCCUUUACUCCACAGGCUCAACCUCCACCAACUCAGCAGCCUUCCUAUCAACUCCCAUCACAGAUGAUGGUGAUACAGCCAAAGCCAAGACAAACUCCAUUAUAUUUGGAGCCUAAGAUAACAACAAACUAUGAUGUGAUUCGCAAUCAACCUCUCAUGAUAGCACCAGUUUCAACUGACAAUAACUAUGCAGUAUCUCAGCUGGGCAGUAAGUACUCUACCUUGGACUUAAGGAUAGGACUAGAUGAGAGAAACAGCAUAGCGAGCAGCCCUAUAUCAAGCAUAUCUGCAGAUUCAUUCUAUGCAGAUAUAGACCACCACCAUACACCCCGAAAUUAUGUGCUGAUUGAUGAUAUAGGUGAGCUUACUAAAGGAACAGGAGCACUUGGUUCUGGUUUUAGCCUCCAUGAAAAAGAUCUAACUAAAACAGAUCGACUGCUUCGCACUACUGAGGCCAGGAGAGCACAAGAAGUAUCAGACUUCCUAGCACCACUGCAGACUUCUUCUAGGUUACAUUCCUAUGUUAAAGCUGAUGAAGACCCAAUGGAGGACCCUUAUGAGCUCAAACUUCUGAAACACCAGAUAAAGCAGGAGUUCCGUAGAGGUGCAGAAAGUCUUGAUCAUUUGGCUGGCCUGUCACAAUAUUACCACCCGGAGGGCAGCUUCAGGCAUUUUCCCAAGUCUGAGAAAUAUAGCAUAGGUAGGCUUACCCUUGAGAAACAGGCUGCUAAGCAGCUUCCAGCAGCCCUCCUUUACCAGAAGCAGUCAAAACACAAGAAAGCUUUGAUAGACCCCAAACUAACAAAAUUUUCACCUAUCCAAGAAAGUAGAGACCUUGAGCCUGACUAUUCAACCUACAUGACUUCAUCAAGCACAUCAUCACUUGGGGGAAUUACUACUAGGGCAAGGCUUCUUCAGGAUGAUAUCACUUUUGGCCUUAGAAAAAACAUCACUGACCAACAAAAAUACAUGGGGUCACCACUAACUUCAUCCAUUGGUGCAGGCCUUGGGGCUGCACUAGGUCCAACAAUGAGAUCCACAUUACAAGAUGAAGCAGACAAGUCUUAUAGCAGUGGUAGUAGAUCUAGGCCCUCAUCCAGACCCUCCUCAGUUUAUGGGCUUGAUUUAUCUUUGAAAAGGGAUUCUUCCAGUUCUUCUUUAAGACUGAAAGCCCAAGAAGCUGAACCCCUAGAUGUUUCAUUUAGCCACGCAGCACCUUCUGGAAGAACAAAACCCACCAGUCUACCUAUUAGCCAAAGCAGGGGAAGGAUCCCAAUUGUAGCACAGAACUCAGAGGAAGAAAGCCCACUAAGUCCUGUUGGCCAACCAAUGGGAAUGGCAAGAGCAGCAGCUGGACCCUUGCCACCAAUAUCUGCAGAUACCAGGGACCAGUUUGGAUCAAGCCACUCAUUACCUGAGGUCCAGCAACAUAUGAGGGAGGAGUCACGGACUCGAGGCUAUGAUCGAGAUAUAGCCUUCAUCAUGGAUGACUUCCAGCAUGCCAUGUCAGACAGUGAAGCCUACCAUCUCCGUCGUGAAGAAACAGAUUGGUUUGACAAGCCCAGGGAAUCUCGUUUGGAGAAUGGACAUGGCCUCGACAGAAGGCUGCCCGAGAAGUUGUCCCACUCUCGACCACCAAGUCAGCACCAAGAUCAAAUAAGCUGCCAAAUAAAUGGGAAGCCCCUGCAGUACAUUUUCCCUCAUGCAAGGCUCAAACUACUGAGAGACCCGAAGGAUCACACAGUUUCAGGCAAUGGACUGGGAAUCCGAGUUGUAGGUGGGAAAGAAAUUCCAGGAAGCAGUGGAGAAAUUGGAGCGUACAUUGCCAAGGUCUUGCCUGGGGGCAAUGCAGAGCAGACGGGGAAGCUAAUAGAAGGAAUGCAGGUUCUGGAAUGGAAUGGCAUCCCCCUGACUGGAAAAACCUAUGAAGAAGUACAGAAUAUUAUUAUUCAACAGUGUGGGGAAGCAGAAAUAUGUGUAAGACUGGACCUGAAUAUGCUUUCUGAUUCUGAGAAUCCCCAGCACCUGGAACUACAUGAACCUGUUAAGGCAGUAGAUAAAGCGAAGUCCCCAGGGGUUGAUCCCAAGCAGCUGGCUGCAGAGCUCCAAAAGGUUUCCCUACAGCAGGCACCUCUGAUUGCCUCUGCGGGAGUAGAAAAGUCAUCACAUGUCCAUUCCGGAACCACUUCUGCCACUUCCAGCGCUGUUCCCAGCCCUGGCCAACCUGGUUCUCCCUCAGUCAGCAAAAAGCGACAUAGCGGCAAGCCCACUGAAGCUACAAAGUCUGCUUCUCAUCCCAUCACUGGAGAAAUUCAGCUUCAGAUCAAUUACGACAAACACCUUGGCAACCUUAUCAUUCAUAUUCUUCAGGCAAGAAACCUUGCUCCCAGAGACAAUAAUGGCUAUUCUGACCCCUUUGUUAAAGUUUAUCUUCUUCCAGGGAGAGGACAAGUCAUGGUUGUCCAAAAUGCAAGUGCUGAGUACAAGCGGAGAACUAAGUACGUACAGAAAAGCCUGAAUCCUGAGUGGAAUCAGACAGUCAUUUAUAAAAAUAUCUCCACGGAGCAGCUGAAAAAGAAAACACUAGAAGUAACUGUCUGGGAUUAUGAUAGAUUCUCCUCAAAUGACUUCCUUGGUGAAGUAUUGAUCGACUUGUCCAGUGUCUCUCAGCUUGACAACACUCCUCGGUGGUACCCCUUGAAAGAACAGAGUGAGAACAUUGAUCAUGGGAAAUCUCAUUCUGGACAGAAUAGCCAGCAAUCUCCAAAACCAUCUGUAAUCAAGAGCAGGAGUCAUGGAAUCUUCCCAGACCCUUCCAAGGACAUGCAGGUGCCCACCAUUGAGAAAUCCCACAGCAGUCCAGGGAGCUCCAAAUCUUCUUCUGAAGGACAUCUACGUUCUCAUGGGCCAUCCCGCAGCCAAAGCAAAACCAGCGUCACUCAAACCCACCUUGAAGACGCUGGGGCAGCCAUCGCUGCUGCUGAAGCAGCUGUCCAACAGCUUCGCCUUCAACCAACAGCACAUAAAAGCGGUCAAUCUAAUCAUGCCAGGAAGCAGCACAGACACAGCAUAGCAGGAGUCCUCCCUAUUCAAAGAACUCAGUCUGACAAUCUGCCUCCACCAGCCAAUGACAACAAAGACCAAAGUCAACUAGCCCUCAGGAAAGUGAUGUCUGAUGGACCAGUCAAGCCUGAAGGAGCAAGGUCUACUAACCACCGACCUGCAGAAAGUUCUGUCUCCACUGGCUCUUCAGUCAGUAGCUUUGGCAGUGGAUACAGCAUGGAUAGUGAAGGCAGCAGCAGUGCCACAGGAGAGAAUAAUCUGUUUCCCAUCCCAAGAAUAGGGAAGAUGAGCCAGAAUGGACAAGAACCAAUAAAGCAGACAGGAGCGGGAUUAACUGAUGCAGAAGGUAAAACACAAGUUAUGGGUGAAAUCAAGAUUGCAUUAAAAAAGGAAAUGAAGACAGAUGGAGAACAGCUGAUAGUAGAAAUCCUUCAGUGCAGAAAUAUCACAUAUAAAUUUAAAUCUCCAGAUCAUCUACCAGACCUCUAUGUGAAACUCUAUGUUGUCAACAUCUCUACCCAGAAGAGAGUAAUUAAGAAGAAGACCAGGGUAUGCAGGCAUGACCGAGAGCCUUCAUUCAAUGAAACAUUUAGAUUUAGCUUGAGUCCUGCUGGACAUUCUCUUCAGAUUCUGCUUGUCUCCAAUGGAGGAAAGUUUAUGAAAAAAACACUGAUUGGGGAAGCUUAUAUCUGGCUUGACAAAGUGGAUCUAAGGAAAAGAAUAGUAAACUGGCACAAACUGUUAGUCAGUUCUACACAAACACACUGAGCAGAGAUGUCUGCUUAGGGCACAAAAGAGUCUGCUAUAAACAGCAUAAGUUCAAGACUAUCGUUUGAAAUCAUUGUGUUUAAGCUAGUCUUUCUGAAUACAAAGUAGAAAAGAGCAGUCUCUGGGCUACAUAGCACACUUAAAUGAGGGCUAGUACACUUGUUUUGCUGCAAAAGACAGCAAAGUAAAAACAAACAAACAAACAAAAAAACAGAAAACAACAACAACAACAACAAACAAACAACCUAGGCCCAGAUGUUAAAGUGAGGCUGUUUGAAAUGGAGACUGCUAUGAGGGCUCCAUGUUGAUGGACUCUGUGAAGAGAGUAACUGUGAAGGAAAUAAUGAAGUCUGGAAGGCAGGUGUUAAUGCAUAGUUUGGCUGCAGCUGGAGGCAGUGUGAUGUAAAGUGCAGUCUGGUUUCCUGUGUGACCAGAAGGAGAUCAUUUUUAUGCAAAAGCACCAAGGGUGACUGACUUUCCAAAUCUCACUUAUUGGAAGUGCAAACUUGUUCCUCUGUACCCUAGGAACUCUGAUAAUUUGUUGUAGUGAUAUUAUGCCACUUGACACAAACUGCAAGGCAUUUGCAAGAGUGGUAAUGUUAUUUUACAUUACUUUUUUCCUUCUUUCUUUUCCCUUUAAAAACUAUGUUGUGGUGAAUCAGACCUAACUGUUUUGUUCGUGUGUGUUAACAGUGGAUAUAAACCACUGUCCUAGAAUGUAAUGGAUAAAAUAUACUAAUGAUUUGUAGUUUAGGAUGUGGUUUUGAAAUGAAAAGACAGUAUGUAAAAUGUAAAAUGUGGAAGAAAGAAUGAUGUUUCAAUUUCACUGAAACUGUACUUCACCCUACUUUUUAGCAGCUUUAACAAAAUUUGCAAUAGAGGAGACAUAAGCACUGGGACUAGCACAACUAUUUCAGCUAGUUCUUCUAUUUUUCAAUAAUCAAUCUCAUUCCAAAACUGUACAGAGAUGACAAACUGUAGACUAUCCUGUGAGCAUUUCGGAGCAGCAGACCCAUAGUGCUACCACCAUGCUGCUCAGUGCAGGGCUUGUUGUCAACAUCACCUGAAAACUAAAGAGAAGAGAUACCAGGACAGCGCCUGCCUGAGGGCUGUUGCAUUUAAGUUGAGAAUAUAUCCUCUUCCUGUCUCAGCUGAAUGUCUGAGUACUGUGUUAUGAAAGAAGUAAAUAGGAAGGCAACUCGCAACACUUAAGACUGUCAACAAUUCAGGGACUGCAAUUGAGUAGUUAGCUCACUUUGGGCAGCAACUAUUACAUAAGAUGGUUUAGGCUAGGCUGUCUCCUCUUAGUAUUUGUGAAGAAAAAAUAAGAGCUUUUAAGGAAAGCAGUUCCUUUAAAAACAAGAGUCAACAUCGUACUAACUCUCCUGUUCCUCAGAAGCCAGUUAAUAUUUCACAGUUUCAUUGGAAAGUGGUUUCACCUGAAAUAUUACCUCAUGACCUUUACAUACUUAAAGAGAAAAUGAUCUUAUUUGUGCACUUCAGACUUUUAUUUUUCUUGACCAAUAAGGACUUUUCAACAACCAUAUAAUGUGUGUGUUUUCAUCUGUUUCCCAAAGAUAUUUUUAUGUUGCACACUUCCACAGGUUGUACAAGACCAGAUGAAAAUAUUAUUUUUGACAAUAGCACAUACCUUUUUUUUUUUUUUUUUUUUAAAUAAAUGGAAAAAUAAAGCUUGGCUCAUUCUGAAUUUGAACUGACCAUUAUAAAACUACACUCCAACUAAUCCAGUGACAUUUCCCAUACAGAGUUUUUGAUUUAUCUUUACCAACUUAAAAUAGCAGUACGGAAAAGAAAUAUGACAAGAAAUACACAGAAAAUAUUAAAGAUAUAUGCAGCAGAGAAACUCCCAUUAAGCUGUUGAUAAACCUGCUGGUAGCCUGCUUGACUUGCAAGCAGAGCAGUCUUAUCUAAAUCCUAUCUGUUAAACACAGUGCCACUGACAGUGGAAGUAGGGGGUGUGCUUUAAUGUUGAAUUUUAUGCUUUCACCAGUAUGUGUACCUCACCCCUCUUACAUUUUAAAGUCCUCUAGAGUCACUGUAAACAUCCUAUAUGUUUUGAUGUUAUGUAUGUUUUAAUAAGUGGAUAAAUAUUUCAAAGAAAAAGACCCCUUUCAAACAAACAAAAAUUGUAUGUGGAUAUAUUUGACAUGUGUGUUUUUCUCCUUUGGUGGGUAAUCUUGCAUUCCUGAUGGCUACGCUGUGGUUGAGUAGUUUUUCUUU